GAUAUGGCGCAAGUGCCGAUUGUGUAUUUGACCAGGAAAGAAACAAUAUCUGCUUGCCAUCGCCUUCAUAGCCCACACUUGACCGAUGAGCAGAACGCAGCAGUUUACGGAAAGUGUAACAAUUUUUGGGGGCACGGACACAAUUAUACCGUGGAGGUCACGGUGCGAGGUCCGGUGGAUGAAAAAACUGGAAUGGUAAUGAAUAUUUCAGAUUUGAAAAUUUAUAUGAAAAAUGUGUUGAUGGAUCAGUUGGAUCAUAAGAAUUUAGACAAAGAUGUACCGUACUUCAAGCACGUUGUUUCAACCACCGAGAAUGUAGCUAUUUUUGUUUUCAACGAAUUAAAGAAAGAAAUGCCCAAACCUGAUUUAUUGUACGAAGUGAAAAUUUAUGAAACUGAUAAAAAUAUUGUAAUUUAUAGAGGCGAAUAAUUAUCGUAACCAAUCGGUCAGAGUUAAUUCAAGAAAUUGGCGCUUGUGCCUAUGUGUAUAUGAAAUAAUAUAUUUUAGAGAACAUGACAAUAAUCACAGAUCAACAUUUUAAGUACAUCGUUACUUAAUCAAUGGUAUUAAGAAACUUCACAUUCCAAAUUCAACAUUAUAUCUAUUUCGUACUCAAAUUACUUGUUCGCACUUAGUACUGUACUUCACAUAUGUUAAACAAUUAUACUGUAUCAUCAUAUAGUUUUACAUACAUUGUAUAUUUUUGGUAUAUAUACUUCUAUCACAAGCUCGAAUCCUUGUAAAAUGCUACUUUCGAGUCUAUUUAUCUGUACAUGCGUGUAAAAUAGAAUGACGCACGUACGUUCCAUUUAAUCCUUAACAAUUAGUCACAGGUAUAAAAAAUUUCUGAUAGCGAUCUCGCCGAUUAUCCCAAUACUAAAAGCUCAUUUAAAAUUGAUAAAGUAGUUGCACCUCGCAUUACAAUCAUCUAUAAAAAUAUGAGUUUAUAAAUUCAUGUUAAGUUUAUCUUGUUAUCAUUAUUAUUAGAAAGUAGUAUUAUUGAAAUUAUUAUUAUUAUUAUUAUUGUUAUUAUUAUUAUUUUAUGUAAUCUCAGUCUCUAUCUGUUGAUGUAUUGAAAUUUGCUUCAUAUUGAAAAGAUUCGGUAUAAAAAUUCACAUUUCAUAAUAUUGAUUAAUUUUCAAGCCAGCUCAGACUUCGUGAUACCGACUGUAUGCUACUAAGUUUUGCUGUCAGAUCAUGGAACCGAGUUUAUAUUUAACUUCACCGAAUAACUGCUAUUCGGGAAGAAUUAUCAGAAUUCACUGCAUUGGUGAAUAAUUGAAAAGAUAUUUGAUGUUCGUCAAACUGCAAUGAUGAAACUUGUGAGCAUAAUUUGAUAUCAUAGGCGUGUCAAAUACGUAACAUUGUUGCAUAUAUUAACCAAGUGAAACUUAUGGACUGAAUUUACAUAUUUCAAACCACAAGGAUUAAUCAACACUGGCUUCACUGAAUUUCUUAGAAAAUGAAUUUUAAUAAGACCAUU
This is a messenger RNA of Diprion similis, 1483 nucleotides long. RefSeq names its product 6-pyruvoyl tetrahydrobiopterin synthase (gene purple). Gene Ontology annotation, molecular function: 6-pyruvoyltetrahydropterin synthase activity. Bases 4 to 429 code for a protein of 141 amino acids. Gene Ontology annotation, cellular component: mitochondrion. Gene Ontology annotation, biological process: tetrahydrobiopterin biosynthetic process. The record is from RefSeq and is a predicted model, not a curated record. NCBI's taxonomy places the organism in Eukaryota, Metazoa, Arthropoda, Insecta, Hymenoptera, Diprionidae. The transcript has 3 exons.